GCAGUCGACGAUUGUUUUUCUGGACGAACGGGCUCGGCGUGCUUCCAUUUUUACUAUACUUUCGAUACGUCAAUAAUACGUGUUUAACAAUUCGAACCGAGUGUUAUUUUUUAUUUGGUGAAGACGCGGGGGUUUACCCCAAAUCCAGCAUCACGAUUUUCGGGGACACACAUAAGAUUGCGGGUAGCGGUGGCAGAGGUAUGUUCUGCUAUCAUUGCCCGCCAACUUUACAUCCCGGAGCGCCCCAACCAAGGCUACCAACUUUGGAAUACCCAUUCACACCAACACAUCCAUACACUAGCUAUUCUUACCAUCCGGCAAUUCAUGACGAUACUUUCGUCAGAAGGAAACAAAGAAGAAAUCGGACCACUUUUACGUUGCAACAAUUAGAAGAAUUGGAAACGGCUUUCGCACAAACUCAUUAUCCAGAUGUUUUUACAAGGGAAGAUUUAGCUAUGAAAAUUAAUUUAACCGAGGCUAGAGUCCAGGUGUGGUUCCAAAACAGGAGGGCGAAAUGGAGAAAAGCGGAACGACUUAAGGAAGAACAAAGAAAAAGGGAAGGACAAGACGCGAUAAAACGAGACGACGAAACCAAAGAAGAAAAGGUCGAAGACGGUUUACCGAGUAGUUCUCCGGAAACUAACGCGGACGAAGAAGUGGCAAGAGAACGCGAAUGUUCCAGUCCAAGUAGUAUCGGCAGAGAAACUCCGGAACAAACUAGGAGCGUCAUCGAAGCAGAUCCUUCUAAUCCUUCGUCGCCUCAUAGUCCGGCUCCUUCGGGAUCUUCGGAACCACCGAAGACGAUUCAUCCGCCGCCGUUUUCCCAUAUGUUUCCGUUUGGAGAUAAUCAUUCCGGUGGAUUCAGACCAGUUUUAGACGGUUCGGGCGCACGGAAUACGCCGCCGUUAUUUUUUUCGCCGCAUCUGGCGUCGCAUCUUUCUUCGCAGUUUUCCCCACCUCUAUUCCCAACACUUAAAGGUUUUCCGGGAUUGUGUUCUUGCUGCCCGAUCAAACCGAUGUCUGGUUUGUCAUCAAAUCUUCUGGCGACUAGCGAAGCUUCGGAUCUUUCGCCGAGCGGCGGCGGAGAUCAACGUUCGUCUAGCGUCGCCGAAUUGAGAAGGAAAGCUCAAGAACAUUCGGCGGCGUUAUUACAAAGUCUACAACACGUAGCCAAUUUUCAACAAGUCGCCGGUUUCGCCGGAGCCGGAUUGAAUUUUCCAAUUCUACCGCCGUUAACUUUGCAAGCGUUACAGAGGAAACACGAAUCCGCCGAGGCGAAUAACGCCGAGCAACGUAGCUCCAAUAAAGAACAUUCGGUAUAAAAUUAGUCGGUUGAUAUUGUUGGUUAAAGAAAAGUUGGUGAAAAGGUGAAAGUUUUGAUAUAAAUUAACAUAUUAUCUCAUUUGGUUCGUGGUCUUCCUUUUUUCCUUUUUCCUCACAUUCUACUUGAAAUUUUCUAAAUUUUUACAGUGUUAUUCAUCGUUUCUAAGUGGCCUAACCAUCCUUGGUACCUUCCAACUUCUAAAUCUUCUCUUAUAUACCAGUUUUAGAGUCUAUGGUUUCUAGUUGCUGCUUUCAAUCUUCAUUCCUACUGCUCCAAUUUGAGUCUCGUUUCUUUUUGUUAAUACUCGAGAUUCACGGCCAUAUUUGACAAGAUAUUCGAGGAUCAAGCGGUUUCUUGGACCAAGCGAUGUCUUUUUACCUUGUUCCAAAGUUUUUCCUUGACCUUCCCUUCUAAUUAGAGAUGGUUCCUAGCUUCUUAUGCCAUUUGGUUCGUGGUCUUCCUUUUUUCCUUUUUCCUCACAUUCUACUUGAAAUUUUCUAAAUUUUUACAGUGUUAUUCAUCGUUUCUAAGUGGCCUAACCAUCCUUGGUACCUUCCAACUUCUAAAUCUUCUAUUAUAUACCAGUUUUAGAGUCUAUGGUUUCUAGUUGCUGCUUUCAAUCUUCAUUCCUACUGCUCCAAUUUGAGUCUCGUUUCUUUUUGUUAAUACUCGAGAUUCACGGCCAUAUUUGACAAGAUAUUCGAGGAUCAAGCGGUUUCUUGGACCAAGCGAUGUCUUUUUACCUUGUUCCAAAGUUUUUCCUUGACCUUCCCUUCUAAUUCGAGAUGGUUCCUAGCUUCUUAUGCCAUAUGGUUCGUGGUCUUCCUUUUUUCCUUUUUCCUCACAUUCUACUUGAAAUUUUCUAAAUUUUUACAGUGUUAUCCAUCAUUUCUAGGUGGCCUCACCAUCCUUGGUACCUUCCUAUGAAUGGGUUCGACUUUUGCAGUCUCCUUUUUUGUAUACUGGUAUUUUCAAACCCAUUUUCUUCAGUUUUUUUUCAAUUCUGCGGUUAUUCCUCUUUGGCUCCAACCUCUCAACUUCCUUUUUCCUCUUCUUUACUUUUCCAAUCUUCUUCUUCUCUUUGCUUUUCCGUAACAUCGCGUCUUUAAUUUUCUCCAUCCAAAAAAAUUUGGAAUAACUUCGAGAUGGAGCCCCCCUUCGAAAUAUCCACCCAUUUAUUUAUUCCCUAUCCUUUUAAAAUGAAUUUAUUACAAUUUUUUCAGUUCUAAACUUUCUAAAAAUUACUAAAGCCGACCCUGUUCUGUACUUGCAUAUUUUAUAUUUCGAAAAAAAUUUUCACCUUUUUUACAGCAAUCUUUUAACAUAGUAAACAGAUAAAUUAAUAAAUAUAUACUUGUCGUUGAUUUUUUGGUUUUUCACGAAUGAUUCGUUUCAUUAACUAAUCGAAAAUUCAUUUAUACAGGGUCUUCCUUCAAAAAUAAACCAUCGAUCAAACCAGAUUUUACGUAUUCAAAUUUCGAAAUCAAAUUUUAAUUCAGAGAAUCUGUGCUUUUUUUAUGUCAUAUUUUUAUAGGAAACUCUCUAUGAAAAAUAAAAUCCGUAGUAGUUUUUAUGAGAAACUAGUGUAACAAACAAAAAGUGAAAUUAAUCAGCUAAUUUAUUGGGGCUCGUAAAAGCGGUGGAUUUAAACUGAAAAGAUAUUUUUUGGUGAGAGAUCUUCAAUAAAAUCCAUAAAAUAGGAAAAAUCUACCUAGAAAAUAUACCUAGGGCGGUCCAAAGGUUCUUAACUUUAACAUAAAAAGGAAAAUCUAAAUAAAUUUAAAAAAAAACUUAGUAUUCAAUGCAAGGUGUUUCGGGACUUGAUGCGAAAAAUUUGGAAAUGUAAAAAUGUAAAAAUAAUUCCGAUAAAAUACUCUACACUACUAUCUGUGUGCCAGGGACGGCUCAUACCCAACGGUUAAUAACUUUUAAAGGGACAAUCUGAAGCUAGCAAAAAUGAAUUAGUAUCGAUACACCCUGUAUAUGUUUCCUUUAUUUCCGCGCGUUUUUCAGAAUGUCUGCCUAAAGUUUUCAUCAUUAAUCGGAAAGUUUGUGACCAAUUUUAAAAAGGUUUUUUAAAAUUACAAUUUCGACAAUUGGCGAAUCCGGUCCUGGGAAACUUUUAGCGAAUUAUUUCGCUACUAAGCACAAAAAAAAAUUCCAAGCGAUAUAUUUUAGUUAAUUGCGGCUUGGGGGUCCGAUUUUUUUCCAAUUUUAAUUUUAAUUCGCUAAAAUUUGAUAAUUGAUUAAAAAUAUUAUUUCUGCAUUAAUUAUUAAAUUGAAUAUUAAAGCAUUUUAGACUCGAAAAAAAUUUGCCCAAGUUGCACAAACUAUAUUUUAUAAUUUUUUUUUCAAAAUUCAGCCUCUAACUCGCUAAAAGAUUCCCAGGACCGGAUUCGCCAAUCAAACCUUCUCAAAAUUCGUCAUCGAGUCUUGCAACAAAAAUCUGAUUCAUUUUUUGAAUCACUGCUUGCUUAAUAUCAUCGUCGCCGUUAAAACAGUCAAACGGAAACAAAUCAGGUUUAUACGAAUCCCCCAGAAACCACAUUCGUAUACAGUAGCUUCGGUAAAAACGGAACGGUGUGUACCGGAGCUGAUUUUGAUACUAAAAGUUGUAGCUGAUUAAUUUCAGUUGUACUUUGUUAUACUUAUUUUGUUUCCUCGUAUUAUAUCACAACUAAAUUAUGCUACGAAGUAAACUUAGCACCAAAAAUGCGAGCAGAAAGUAAUUUAUUUAAAAAAAAAAGAAAUGUUAAGGUACGUUCACACGUUUGGUUGCUCGCGAGCGCGUUCGAAGGCGAUAAGCUCGUGGAAAUUAGCCGAGUAUGUGAACGUAGCAUUAAAUAUAGUCGCUUAAGUUACCAUAAAGUGGUUAAAAUGAAUUGUUGUACAUAAAUUUUUAGUGUUCACUUUGACCUCUGUAGUAGUUACCGAUUUUGUGAUGUGAUUUAUUAUUAUAAUUAUUACUGUUCGUGUAUUAUAUUGAGGCAAAUAUAUGUAAAAAAAUAGAAUAAGAAGUGAA
Messenger RNA from Diorhabda carinulata, 4346 nucleotides. RefSeq names its product dorsal root ganglia homeobox protein (gene Drgx). Bases 201 to 1322 code for a protein of 373 amino acids. NCBI's taxonomy places the organism in Eukaryota, Metazoa, Arthropoda, Insecta, Coleoptera, Chrysomelidae. The record is from RefSeq and is a predicted model, not a curated record. Gene Ontology annotation, biological process: regulation of transcription by RNA polymerase II. Gene Ontology annotation, molecular function: DNA-binding transcription factor activity, RNA polymerase II-specific; RNA polymerase II transcription regulatory region sequence-specific DNA binding. The transcript is spliced from 7 exons.